AUGGCCAUUGAAGCGAUUGAAAAUCAAGGUAACGAGAAGCAUCAUGGGAAAUGUGACCCUGUAGACAUCAUCGGCCUGUCAUAUCGGUUCUCUGGAAUGGCAGAUACCCCUGGUGCCUUUUGGCAGAUGCUAUCCAAAGGCAUGACCAGCUGGUCUAGAGACGCUCGUGACAGAUUCAAUCUAGAAUCUUUCUGGCACCCCAGGAGCGAUCUCCCCGGCUCAUUCAAUGCCAGUAGGCUUCAUCUACUUCGCCAAAACCCUGCUGUCUUCGACAAUGACUUUUUCAGCAUCAGUGGAUUAGAGGCGAAAGCAAUGGAUCCUCAGCAGCGUCUCAUGCUUGAAUUGGCGUACGAAACCUUCGAGAAUGCUGGUCUCACCAUGGAGGUCCUUGAAAAAUCCAAGACCGGAGUAUACUGUGCGUCAACAUAUCAAGAUUACGAUCAGAUUCUGGGUCGAGAUCCUGAGCUCUCAGCAAAACACCGCUUCACUGGAACAGGAACAUCAAUGCUAGCUGAUCGCAUAUCUUACUUUUUCGACCUGCGUGGGCCGAGUAUGACCAUUGAUAAGGCAUGCUCUAGCACUUUGGUUGCCCUAAAUGAGGCCUGCAGUGCUCUCCGUAUGGGUGAAAUUGAUCAGGCAUUGGUUGGCGGCGUGAACCUUAUCUUGGACCCGGAUAAACCUAUGGUUCAAUCCUCGAUGCCGAGUGGUGAAGGAAUGGCUGGGAUCAUGUUCAAGCCGUUGAGUACAGUCCUGAGAAACGGAGAUCCUAUACGGGCUAUUGUUCAUGGUACAUCCGUUGUCUCAGAUGGUAGAACUCCAGGCAUUACCAUGCCCAGAAUGGACUCUCAGGUUGAGGCUAUAACGAAAGUGUACAAGCAGGCAGGCCUUACUUUAGCCGACACAACAUACAUCGAAGCACAUGGUACAGGAACUAUAGUUGGCGACAAAGCUGAAGCUUUGGCGUUCGCAACAACAAUGGGCAAAGACCACACAGAGCAAGUCAUUGUUGGGAGUGUCAAGUCAAAUCUAGGACAUAUCGAAAACGCCUCUGGUCUUGCAUCGGUGAUCAAAACAGUUUUAAUGAUGGAAAAUGGUGCCAUUCCACCGGUACUUCGCCAGUAA
Messenger RNA from Bipolaris sorokiniana ND90Pr, 1122 nucleotides. RefSeq lists its product as uncharacterized. Gene Ontology annotation, biological process: secondary metabolite biosynthetic process; fatty acid biosynthetic process. Gene Ontology annotation, molecular function: 3-oxoacyl-[acyl-carrier-protein] synthase activity; fatty acid synthase activity. NCBI's taxonomy places the organism in Eukaryota, Fungi, Ascomycota, Dothideomycetes, Pleosporales, Pleosporaceae. The transcript has 5 exons. The record is from RefSeq and is a predicted model, not a curated record. The coding region runs from base 1 to 1122 and encodes 373 amino acids.